Molecule: messenger RNA, 251 nt
Organism: Cinara cedri
Lineage: Eukaryota; Metazoa; Arthropoda; Insecta; Hemiptera; Aphididae
Source: the annotation of a GenBank genome assembly
GGGAAAAUUUUCAAGAACAAAGAGGGUUGAGAUGUGGUUGGAGAAAAGAUGUAACAUCAUCGAUGUCGCAAACAAACCAUCUCAAUAGUUAUCAGAUACAAAAAGAGACACAUACUUUACAAAAGUCUAUAGGUGCUAAAUCAAUGGCACAAACAAAACUCCCUGAUAAGGAUCAUCAACAAAAACUUUCAUCUACAAUAGUAGAUGCUGUCAUUGCACAAGAAAAGGAAGGUAAGGCAAAGACAACGUAG